AUGGAACAAGUCGUCCUCGAGUUUUAUGUUGCUGUCUCGCCCGGCCUCUCUUCUCACGCUCACGCUCUCACUCAAAUGCGGACGGCCCUCUCGCCGACCCUGACACCCUCAAGAUGGUUUCGAGCUAGCUUACGCAGUUUCAACGUCCCUCUCUGGCAUAGUUCCCCAUCAUCGGCCGCUCGUUGCGGACCAUGUCACGCCCACGCCUCGCCUGCAUGUAGGCGUGCAAUAUCUAGAUCCUUAGCAACAGCAGCAAGACCGUCCACCUCGUCCCCCUCGCUCUCGCUAUCCCCGGAUGCUUCCGAUCCUUCGUACGCUCCCUCCUGGAAGCUCACGGACCUAUCGCGCAUCUCGCAAGGGCCGUCUCCCUUGAUAUUCCACCUCCAGUCGGAAAACCCAUACCACAACCUCUCGCUGGAGCAUUACUUGCUGACGCACUCGCAUCCCGAGUCGCGGAUCUUGCUGUUCUACACGAAUCGGCCGUGUGUGGUCAUCGGGCGCAAUCAGAAUCCAUGGCUGGAAACGGAUCUGAAUAGGCUCAAGGAGGGUCUUGUGCCGGAAGAAGCGCUGAGACAGGAUCAAGAGGAAACACCGGGACUUCAAAAACAGCAACAGCAGCAGCAACAGCAGCAGCAACAGCAGCAGCAACAGCAGCAGCAGGAGCAGGAUAGGCCGACUACAACGAACGCCUUACGGUCUCGGCUUGACGAGCCUCAUCCCCCAGUACCGAUCGACCUAGUCCGUCGUCGCAGCGGGGGUGGAGCGGUGUUCCACGACUCCGGCAACCUGAACUACUCGGUGAUCGUGCCCAACUCGAAAUCGUUCAAGCGAAGCACUCACGCCGAGAUGGUCGUGCGGGCUCUCAUGUCGUCGGAGCUCAAGGGCAAACUCGGCUCCAUGUUUCCAGAAUACAAAGGGCUCGAGGUCCAGGUCAACAACCGCAAUGAUAUUGUCAUGCGCCGCGGACCUGACGUCGCGGAGGACAGUCACUGGUAUAAAGUCAGCGGGAGUGCAUACAAGCUUACGCGCGGCCGGGCGUUGCAUCACGGCACACUGCUCUAUUCGAGCCCCUAUAUCCACCGGAUAUCGGAGCUGCUACGCAGUCCAGGACGCGACUUCAUCCACGCCAAAGGCGUCGAAAGCGUUCGGAGUAAAGUCGCGAACCUGGUGUGGGCCCCCGACGUCCACCAACGAUCUGAAGUGAGCAGAUACAUCACUGAAGCCAUCGUCCGCGAGUUCUGGGAUAUAUAUGGAGCCGACCAACCUCGUAGUCCCGGCGUGAAUGAAAUCACGCUCGACGACGCAGAAUGUGCCGAUCCGCAGAAUCCCCAGGUCGCUGCGGGAGUGGCGGAGCUUUUAUCAGACUCCUGGCGCUUUGGACAGACGCCGCGCUUCGACUUUGACACUGGCGUUCUGGACGGGCUGAGCGUCGCCUUCCAGGCCAAUCAUGGCGUCUUGGAACUGCUGACGCUCAAGGACUCGGACGGCGCAACCGUGUUGCAGAAACAGAAGCAAAAAAGGGAUUUCGGGCACCGGGAUGUCAACUUGCACGAAGUUCAGAGUUGGAGGGAUCUGCUUGUGCGGGGACAAGGAGACAGCCAGGUGGAUGACUGUACGCCGUCCGUGUCAUCUAAGGACAUAUCUAUCCCUGACGCGCUGGUCAGAAGGGUGGAGGCUAUGUUUCCGAGAUGGCGCACAUAG
This is a messenger RNA of Capronia coronata CBS 617.96, 1701 nucleotides long. RefSeq lists its product as uncharacterized. NCBI's taxonomy places the organism in Eukaryota, Fungi, Ascomycota, Eurotiomycetes, Chaetothyriales, Herpotrichiellaceae. The transcript has a single exon. Gene Ontology annotation, molecular function: lipoyltransferase activity. The record is from RefSeq and is a predicted model, not a curated record. Gene Ontology annotation, cellular component: mitochondrion; cytoplasm. Gene Ontology annotation, biological process: protein lipoylation. Bases 1 to 1701 code for a protein of 566 amino acids.